AUGUCAAAGUUCGGAAUGAACAUACCUGGCUUCAGCAUGAAUUUCGCAGCCACAGGCGGCAGUGACUCUGAUUCUGAUAAGAAGAGCAAGAAAAAAGAUAAAAAAGAGAAGAAGGAAAGCAAAAAUGAAGAAGGCGGAUCUUUCAACUUCUCAUUCGGAGCAUUCGGCUCUAGCUCGGACACAAAGGAGAAGAAGAAGGACAAGGAUAAAGAUAAGAAAAACGACGCCAUUGGAGCAAACUUUUCAUUUAAUAUCAACGCAACGGCACCACCUGAAGAACCUAAGCCAAAGAAGGAGAAGAAACCAGGGCCAGCUCCAACAGCUCAGAUAAUUGUACAACCUCCACAACCCCAGGUUGCUGUUAAUGUUCAGCCACCACAACCACAAGUUGUAGUUAAUGUACAAACCCAGCAGUUGCCACCAAGAAUGAACCCAUCAAACAAAGUGCUCAGCCAGGAUGUCGUAAAUCUCGUUUUACAUCAGCAGGAAGUCCUCUACAAACUUGUUUACAUUCAAGAAGUCAUCAUGGAUCAGCUCGGCAUCAUCCCAGACUGGAGAAUUGUUCCAAACUCCACAAUCAACGUUACCCCAGCCACACCAGUUAAUCCAGUCGUUCCAGUUGUCCCAUCUGGCUCAUUUACCAUCGAUAUGAGCACAGCUAACGUCGAAGUCAAGGAGAAGAAGGACAAGAAAGAAAAGAAGGAGAAGAAAGAGAAGAAACGCAAAGGCUGGACACCACCUGUUACAAACUGCAAGCACAAUUUCUUCAUGCACCAGUGCAAGAAGUGCGGAAUGAAGGAAUGCGACGCAAUUGGCUGCCAAAACUUUGUUUGCGGUAAAUGCACCGUUUGUGGUAAGAAAGAAUGCGACUUUUACGGAGAAUGCAGGAAUUUCAUUUGUGGAAAGUGCAAAGGAUGUGGUCGUCCUCAAUGCGAAGUUACUGGUGAACAUCACAUUAUUUGUGGUGAAUGCACAUAUUGCGGUAAGAGAUUUUAA
Messenger RNA from Trichomonas vaginalis G3, 996 nucleotides. RefSeq lists its product as uncharacterized. Lineage: Eukaryota; Parabasalia; Trichomonadida; Trichomonadidae. The transcript has a single exon. The record is from RefSeq and is a predicted model, not a curated record. The coding region runs from base 1 to 996 and encodes 331 amino acids.